Molecule: messenger RNA, 1137 nt
Organism: Cordyceps fumosorosea ARSEF 2679
Lineage: Eukaryota; Fungi; Ascomycota; Sordariomycetes; Hypocreales; Cordycipitaceae
Product: UV excision repair protein Rad23
Exons: 7
Coding region: 1-1137 (378 amino acids)
Biological process (GO): nucleotide-excision repair; proteasome-mediated ubiquitin-dependent protein catabolic process
Cellular component (GO): cytosol; nucleoplasm
Molecular function (GO): proteasome binding; damaged DNA binding; ubiquitin binding
Source: RefSeq, a predicted model, not a curated record
AUGAAGGUCACCUUCAGAGAUCUGAAACAGCAAAAGUUCACCCUUGAAGUCGAGCCCACCGACCUGAUCUCUGCCGUCAAGGAAAAGAUUUCGGCCGAGAAGGGAUGGGAGCCCAAACAUCAGAAGCUCAUCUACUCCGGCAAGAUUCUCAAGGAUGAGGAGACGGUCGCCUCGUACAACAUUGAGGAGAAGGGCUUCGUUGUCUUCAUGGUGAACAAGCCCAAGGAAAAGCCAGCCACCGCCGCGUCCUCGGCCGCCGCUCCCCCCGCGACGCCGGCCCAGCCCGCCACAGGCACUCCCGCCAUCCCAGCUGCUCCCAGCCAGUCGUCCGCCCAAAGUACUGCUCCCCCUGCCACACCAACUCCCAACCGCAGCACCGAUGCCGCGGCCCCCGCAGGCGGCGACUCGGCCGGCCUCACCAUGGGCGCCGAGCGCGCAGCGGCCAUUACCAGUAUGGAGGCUAUGGGCUUUGAGAGAAGCCAGAUCGAGGCCGCCAUGCGUGCUGCCUUCAACAACCCCGACAGAGCCGUCGAAUACCUCUUGACAGGUAUCCCCGACAACAUCCAGCAAGAGCAGCAGGCUCGCCAGGCUGCUGCCGCCGCCCCCACCCCGGCUGCUCCCCAGACUACACAGUCACAGACCGGUGGCGACGAGGAGGGCGGGGGCGUCAACCUGUUUGAUCUCGCCGCUCAGCACGGUGGCUCUGGCGGAUCGCGUGGCGGCAGCGGCGACGCCAGCGGCGCCGCGGCUGAGCUUGGAAACCUGGACUUCCUGCGCACUAACCCUCAGUUCCAACAGCUCCGCCAAGUUGUACAACAGCAGCCCCAGAUGCUGGAGCCUAUCCUGCAACAGCUCGGUGCCGGCAACCCUCAGCUGGCCCAGCUCAUCGCCUCCAACCCAGACGCUUUCCUUCACCUCCUCGGCGAGGAUGCCGAAGACGACGUACCCCUACCUCCUGGCGCCCAGGCCAUCUCCGUCACUGAGGAAGAGCGCGACGCUAUUGAGCGACUUUGCCGCCUCGGCUUCGACAGAGACCAAGCUAUCCAGGCUUACUUUGCGUGCGAUAAGAACGAGGAGCUUGCCGCCAACUUUUUGUUCGACCAGCCCGAAGACGAUUCGCCACCCGCGACCCAAUAA